This is a messenger RNA of Nestor notabilis (Kea), 3532 nucleotides long. RefSeq names its product KN motif and ankyrin repeat domains 1 (gene KANK1). Gene Ontology annotation, cellular component: cytoskeleton; cytoplasm. The annotation marks the transcript as partial. The transcript is spliced from 6 exons. Gene Ontology annotation, biological process: negative regulation of actin filament polymerization. Gene Ontology annotation, molecular function: protein binding. Lineage: Eukaryota; Metazoa; Chordata; Aves; Psittaciformes; Psittacidae. The record is from RefSeq and is a predicted model, not a curated record.
GAAGUUGUUAUAAAUGGAGAAGAUGAAAAAGAACGGAAGGACCCCUAUUUUGUGGAAACACCUUAUGGUUACCAGCUAGACUUGGAUUUUCUGAAGUACGUGGAUGAUAUACAAAAGGGGAAUACCAUUAAGAAACUGAACAUCCGGAAGAAGAGGAAAGCUAUACCAGCCUUGGCAGGUACCAAGAACUCUGGUGGCCAGUGCAGUGGCUGGACCUCCACGGAGUCUCUUUCUUCAUCAAAUAGUGAUGAGAACAAGCAGUCUUGUUUGACAGCAAAGCGUCAAGUAACCUUUCCUGUUGCUGCAAGACCCUCAGUUUCCUUUGAAGCAUCUCCUUCCUACUUAACUGUUCCUGACAUUAAGCAGCUUCCUCCUCCCUCCCCCCAGCCUCCUCGGCAUAACCUCCUUGUAACAAAAACCCUCAUGGAAACACGGCGGCGACUUGAACAGGAAAGGAUGAUGCAGGUCAUACCUGGAGAUGUCCGCAGGCCCCGGCUUUCCAGCUUUGGAGGCAUGGGCUCCACAAGCUCCCUCCCCUCUUUUGUGGGAUCCAGCGGGUACGGUCACAUGUCUCAGCAGUUGCAGAAUGGGUAUCAGGGGAACGGUGACUACGGUGCCUGCUUCAGCUCCUCUUUGGGCAGUUCCAUUCGCCACAGCCCCAUGAGCUCAGGCAUAUCCACACCGGUCACCAAUGUGAGCCCAGUGCAUCUGCAGCACAUCAGGGAGCAAAUGGCAGUUGCCCUCAAGCGACUUAAGGAGCUCGAGGAGCAAGUCAAGACCAUUCCUGUGCUGCAGGUCAAAAUUUCAGUGUUACAGGAAGAGAAGAGGCACAUGAUGGCUGAACUCAAAAACCAGAGGAAAGCCAGUCAGAAUGACACAUAUGGUUUCAGAAAGCGAUCCUACAGUGCAGGAAAUGCAGAGCAGUGGGAGCACAUGUCUCAGGUGAGAAGAGGUGGAGAACUGUAUAUAGAUUGUGAGGAAGAGGUGGAGAGUGUGGAGCAGAGCUCUCAAAGGAUAGAGGAGUUCAGGCAGCUGACUGCCGAGAUGCAAGCUCUGGAGAAAAAAAUCCAGGAUAGCAACUAUGAAAGUCCAGCAAACCUUGAGGUUAACAGAGAAAGCCUGACAAAAGAAGCCCGAUCUGUUGCUGUAGGUGCUGAUGAGAACAUGAAUGAUGUGGUUAUAUACAACAGAUCUGCAAGGCAACACAAAGAAGUAGCUGUGGGGACAGAGAAAGAAAUGAGAGAGUGUGGGGUUGGGGUGACAGAGGCUAUGCUUGGCUUGUCUACGGAGGUCGAGAAGGAGAUAGAGCUUCAGCAGCAGACCAUUGAAGCCCUUAAGGAGAAGAUAUACAGGCUAGAGGUUCAGUUAAAGGAAACGACCCAUGACAGGGAAAUGACCAAAUUAAAACAGGAGCUGCAGGCGGCUGGGUCUAGGAAAAAAGUGGAUAAAGCCAUGAUGGCUCAGCCCCGUGUCAGCAGCAGGAUGGUGGAGGCCAUUGUACAAACAAGAGACCAAAUGGUGGGAGACCACGUGGACUUUGUCGAUUCAUCAGUGGGAAACCACCUUCAGACGAGCAGCAUCGGCACCUCCUGCAGACCUGCCGUGCAGAGCGUGGCUGCAGGCCCCGAGCUCCUGAUGAGCCAGUGGCUGGUGAGGGAGAGGGCAGAGGUGCGAGACCAGGGCACGGGGAGCUCUGUUGAGCUGCGUGAUAAGGGGGUGGGUGUAGAGACAAGAGUCUGUGAGACCGGCAUCAACACAGAGGAGCGGGCAGACGUGCCGAGGCCCCGCGGGGCGGGGCCCGGGGGGCGGCGCGUGCCGAGUCCCCGCGGGCUGGCACAGGCAGCCGCAGCGGUGACGUCUGUGGGCUGUGGGGAUUGCUCGGUGGACGUGGUGGUUUGCACUCCCAAGGAGCAUGUGUCCCGUGAAACGGCCACAGAAGCUGUGCUCAGUAUGGAGGCGACAGUGAUGGCUGCGCCUUCUAUGGCUAGCCAGGAAACCAGCACUGCUUUGGAGAUGGUGAGUCGGUGCACCAGCACGGAGGUAGCCUCCCUGGCAGACUGCGGGACAAACACUGCUCUGAGCAGCUGCGAUAAACAGACCAACACAGAGAGCAUGGAGACACGGAGCGUGGCAGUAGGAGAUGGCCGGGUGAAGGACAUACACGCGUCUGCUAAAACGCGUUCGGUAGGAGUAGGCACCUUGCUCUCUGGCCACCCUGGCUCUGAAAAGCCCUCUGCAGUAAAAACCAAAGAUUGUGGUGUUGGGCAGAUAAAUGUUCAUGAGAACUACCUGGUUGGUCUUAAAAUGAGGAGCAUUGCCUGCGGACCCCCUCCAUUGCCAGUUGUGCCGCCUGGCACCAGGAGCAUUGGUGUUGGUGGGGAGUCUGUGUGCGAACCAGUUAGUGGUCUGUUGGAAAGCCCUCUGCCUCCACAUGAGCUGAGGACAGGCUUGGAUCACUAUAUCGAGCGUGUGCAGAAGCUGCUGCAGGAACAGCAGAUGCUGCUUGCUGAAAAUUACAGUGAAUUGGCAGAAGCCUUUGGGGAGCCCCACUCCCAGAUUGGAUCUCUCAAUUCGCAGCUCAUCAGCACCCUCAGCUCCAUCAACUCCGUCAUGAAAUACGCCAGCACAGAGGAGCUGCGGAGCCUGGACCUUCAGAAGCAGUGCAUGGAGAGAAGCACCACGUCAGGUGCUACUUUGGAGUACAUCCCUCAUGGCCAACUUGCAAACACCCACUUAACUUCCAAUUUGCGAACAUUGAAGUUGGAGCAGGACACUGUGCCCGCACAUGAGGAAAGGAAGACUCCCUUGGUGGAGGCUGUUCGCGGAAGGAAGUCCUUUUCUUCUCAGGACAAAACUCUCGCUCCACUUAACCUGACAGAUGACCAGCUUGCUUCUGGCCUCUAUGUAUGUACUAAUAAUGAAAACACACUCAAAUCUAUCAUGAAGAAAAGAGACGGGAAGAAGGAUUUGAGCAACACCAAGAAGAACCUGCAGUUUGUAGGCAUUAAUGGCGGGUAUGAGACGACAUCGAGUGAUGACUCGAGCUCCGAGGAGAGCUCCUCCUCAGAUUCGGAGGAGGAUUGCGAGGGCCACGAGUAUCCCCACAGCCGGCACACGGAGGAUGGGCAGCCUGCACCCCACGCUCCUCAGGUUUGCACCAUGGGGCCAGAGAAGGACAGCACCUCCCAAGAGUGUGAGGCUGAAGAGGUGGAAAUCAGAGAGAGAUAUGAACUAAGUGAAAAGAUGCUUUCUGCUUGUCACCUGCUGAGAAACAACAUUGACGACCCCAAGGCAUUGACCAACAAAGAUGUGAGGUUUUGUUUAAAUACCAUCCAGCAUGAGUGGUUUCGUGUCUCAAGUCAGAAGUCAGCUGUCCCUGAAAUGGUUGGAGACUACAUAACUGCUUUUGAAGAGAUUUCUCCUGCUGUCCUCAGACAUAUCAUCAAUAUGGCAGAUGGAAAUGGAAACACAGCUCUGCAUUACAGCGUCUCACAUUCUAACUUUGAAAUUGUAAAGCUGCUUCUGGACGCAA